Molecule: messenger RNA, 4855 nt
Organism: Spodoptera littoralis (African cotton leafworm)
Lineage: Eukaryota; Metazoa; Arthropoda; Insecta; Lepidoptera; Noctuidae
Source: the annotation of a GenBank genome assembly
UGCUAAUGGCAAGUCUUUAUUCAAUAAAUUCGACUGCCAAAGUGCAGCUCUAGUAAUGUCUUGAACGGAUUGUGGGAAAGUCAGUGUUUUGGAAAAAACAAUUUAAAAAGUGGGCGAUUUGUUACUACUUUUGUGAUAUUGAAAACAUUUUUGAUUGUUUUACUAAUAGUUAGUGGAUAAAAAAUAUUAUGCAUAUUUCGCAACAAUAAAAAUGCAUUUUUCUAUUCCUGAUUUGCAACAAUUUCACGACGACAAUGGAAUCUCUUACACGGGCUACAACAUACAUAUUGAUGGAGUAUUCCACUGCACAGCUAGGUACAAACAGCUGCUCAGCCUUCAUGAGCAGUUACAAGGUCAAAAUCCCUAUGUUAAACUGCCACAAUUUCCACCCAAAAAGUUAUUUCUCACCAACUCGCAGCUAGAAGAAAGGAGGGUCUCGUUGGAAAAGUAUAUGCAACUAGUCGGCCAGAAUCCAUUGUUCACAACAUCAGAUCUUCUGGUAACAUUCCUGUUCUCGGCUCAACAAGAAACGCAUGGUGUAAAGAUGCAUGAGGUAGAGAUUGAAAUAUCACUGAUGAAUGGUUACAGAAUACCAUUGUCAGUCUCUUCUACUGAUUCAUCAAACACAAUAUUAGACAUUGUAUGCACCCAACUAAACCUGCCAAAGGAGCUGGUAAAAUACUUUUCCUUAUACCUUUUUAAUUGGAGCUGUGCAAAAGAUGGACAACCAGCAUUAAAAAAAUUGGAAGAAUAUGAAUCUCCUUACAUAUCUCAAAAGUAUGUUAGGCCAGAAGAUAAAAUUGUUUUGAGGAAAAGCUACUGGGAUCCUUGUUAUGAUGUUGAUUUAAUGAUAGACAGGGUGUCUUUGGACCUAUUGUACCUGCAAACUAUAGAAGACUUGGACUUAGGAUGGAUUACAGCAGACCCACAAACUAGAGACAUGCUAUCAUCAUACAAAUCUAAGAAACAAAAGAGAGAGGUAGUAUGUAGAACUAGCAAAGUCGUUACGCCACUAUGGGAGGAUACCAGCAGGGGAGGCGGUGACGGAGCUGAAAAACGUGACAGACGGGGCUCCGGAAGGCACUUGUCGAGUUCGCGUGUCCCUCGCUUCGAAGGAGCUUACGCUGCUCAGCCUCACGCCGCCUGCACGAGAACAGCGAUACAAAGUUACCAGGAUGCGAUGCUGGAGGAUCACUACUCUUCAUACUAUUGAAAGGCCGCCAGCUCAAAAUGGACACGGUGCCCUUCUAGAGGAUUCUAACAGGAACUUUGAGUUGUCAUUUGAAUAUCUCAUCAGUAAGGACAACUUGAAGUGGAUUACUUUGAGGACAGAACAUGCGACGUUCAUUAGCGUCUGUUUACAGUCAAUCGUGGAUGAAUUGAUGCGCCAGAAAGCAGGCGAGGGCCCAGCAUCACCGCGGUGCAAUAAGCGAGGCAGCCUGACGUACAUGCGACGCGACGGCUCCAGUCAAGUCAUCACACCAUCUUCCUCCAGCGAUACGCUCAGCUCUACUAACGGAGACUCUGGUACCUCCGGUAGUUCGAGAGAGAUAUUUUCUGUGCAGAAGUUGACAGAAAAGUUUACGACUGUCUCCUUCAAGCCCGGCAGAGAGUGCGUCGAGAACAACGCGUUCGAAGCCAUAGGAGACGAGGAACUGUAAGGGCUACAACACUCGAAUUUAAAUACAAUAAUGUUUUCCAAAGAAAAAUUAUUACUCGGAAACAAAGUUGCCAAUAAUUAUGUGUAGAGAAAAUUGUAAAAAUUGUAAACAUAUUUGCAUUUUUUCGUAUUUUGUACAAAAUAUUUUUUUAUCUAAUUGUCUUUUUAGAUAGUUUAUACAUUUUACCUAACUAUAAUCUACUAUGUAGUGUGUGUUGCAAGCAUUCAUAGGCCACGGUAACCACUUACCAUCAGGUGGGCCGUGCGCUUUUCUCGCCACUGUAGUGGUAUAAAAAAAAAGUCGGCAAUGAACUCUGUAUAUCAUAUUGUACGUCAUAUCAAUAUUGUUGAACAGUCUACAUACUUGCCAUAUUAUGUAAGUAUAUUUUCUAGUUACUAAGUAACAUUAUUUUUGUAUCUUUUAACGUUUUGCUCAUGAUUUUCUCAAUAAUUGUUUAUUGUAUUUUAUUAUAAGUAAAAGACAUCGCAUAUAUCAGUUUUCGGAUCUUCUUAGAAAUACUUUGGCAGACGCAGACAUAAUCAGAAAUUGAAACCGACCGAGAAAAUGGCAGUCCGUCCGUCAGAUUACUCGCAUAAAAGCAAAAACUAUAAACUCAUAGAAGUUAAUGGUUUAUAUCAUGAAAUGAAAUAAUAAAAAUAUUUCUUAUUCCAUCAUUAUUUACUCGAAAAAAAACUGAUUUUCUUAUAAGUAAUUCCUAAUCAAAAGACUAUAAAUAUAUUCUGAGACUAUACAUUACUUUUAUUCUGUAGUGGAAAGUUUUGAAUGCAUGUGUAAUUAAUAAUUAUUAGUUGGAUAUCUACAGGUUUUUCCAAUAGUACCCUGUAUUAUCAGUAGUGAAUUAUGGCCAUUAAACCAUAAUCGUAUGCAUGUACUUCGUAGAAUAAAUUCAAGAUCUCGCCCGAUUUUAUAUUACAAUUUGUCAUUAUAUUAUCCAAUCUGAACCAAUAAAAUUAUUACUAUACAUAUACCAUAGUAGAAUAGUUCGUAGGGAUUUUAGUGGUACAGUACGUAAGUAAUCAGAUUAAACAUAACAAAUACACAAUUAUAUCGAACAAAAAUAUAAUAUGUCGUCGUAAUAAAUGUUCUCUUGUUCAUAGCAUACAUUAGAUUUAAACUUUAGAUUCUGUGAAUAUUACAAAUGCAUUUUUAUUAACUUCUCUCUGUAUAAGGCUACAAGGUCGUUUUUACAAUGUCUCUACUGCUUUUCUAAAUGUCUAUUUAAAUAAUGUUGUAGAUGAAUUACAUAAUGGAUGUUUGUACAGAACUUAAUAGAAACUGAGUCAUUCUAAAGUUUAGGGCUUAAAAUUCUUUUGAAUUAUCUGCUUUACUGAAGAAAAAUGUUAAUAUUACUCUCAAUCUAGCUCUCUUCCUUUUAUAGGUAGCCCAAUAGUGCCCAAUGUAAUUGUACUAUUCCCUGUGGUAAUUUAGAAGUGUUGAGAUUGGACAAGGUUUUUAUCAGACUAUACUAAUGUAUGCUAACAUCAUACUGUAUGAAUGCAAACGAUCAUAAAUGUAUUGAAUGAAAUAAAAAAAAAUGAACCCACAACUGGACCUUGGGGUACUCCUAAGAUAUUACUUUGUAUUCCAUUAAUAGUUUUAUUAUUACAAUUUCGAGAUUAUCAAUGACUUUUUUGGCUGGCUCCAAUAGCAUUUUCAUAAGUAUACGUUUUUUGUUGAAUAAAGUAUGUAUCAUAUCAAGUGCAAUAAGUUUAUAAUAACUUACGGUCACACUUUGUUUUAUAUCAGUAAGUUUUAGUAAUUUAAUGUAAAUGCGGUUGUCUUAAUUCAUAUCACGUCUUCAAUUUUUUUAAAUAGGUCCUUGAAUUUUUUUAUUUAUAUAAAAGUUAAUUGGAAUAAAAUCUCACUUGUUACAUGGUAAAACUAUAAUACACUGUUUUAUACUCUUGAAUUGAUCUUUAUUUAUUUAUUAUUGAUCAUAGUGUAUUAGAGAAUUUGUUUUUAUAUAGAUUUUAUUGUGACAUGUGUUAUGAUCAUAAUUAUCUCGUUUAAUUUACUUGAAAUAUUGCCAACUGUUGAUAUGAAAAGGUGGAAUUUAAUAUUGUUGUUAUGAAAAGUCGUGUUAUUUUAAAAGGGACCACAUAUUUAUGUAAUAUACAUAUUAUUAUAUUGUAAUUUUAAAUUAUCUUUCUUAGUGGCCAUAAUAUAUUUUGUUGCCAUACUUUGUUUUUUUUUCUUGAAAUUAUUAUAUUACAUUCUUCGAAUUCUGUAUUUUAUUUUGUAUUUUGUGAAAAAUAAAUUUGUUUUUAUUAUACAUAUGUUUCAUUGUUAUUGAACUGAGGUUAUUUGUAAAAUUACGCAGUUCUCAGGAUACAGAUUCCUUGUCCCUUCUAAAAACUUUUAUGAGGGAUAUUGCAUCUGCACAAAAAGCAAAAGCUUCCAAUAUUAAAGUUAAUUUGCAGUCUAGAAAAUAAAAUUAGUUUGUAAUAAAAAAGAAAUUAGAGAGAAUACAGUUACUUCAGAUGAAUCAUUUAAUUAGCCUUGCAGAUAUUUUGACGUAGUAGCAUACAACUUUGAAUAAAUAAAAUAUAAAUAUAGGGGGAAAAUUAUUUACAAAUUGAACGAUGCUAAAUUUAUUUAAAUAAUAAUACACCAAACAUUACAACAACUGCUAUUUAAUAGUUCUUCUCCCAGUUUUCUUUCUCUAGUCUCUCCUUCUUCACUUGGUCUACAAUAGGUGAGAGGUAGAGCUGGUCCUCCUCCCAUUUAGUCCACUCUUCUUUGGGGAGGAUGGUCUUGGUGAGAGACAGUUGCAGGGCACGUACAAUGCGGAAGUUGCGUUCAUCAACAACAUGUUGUGGGAGGCGGCGGAGUGCCUCCGUCACAUCCUCGGUCUCAUGAAGACAGUCAUCACGAAGGAGACCUGUAUUUGUUAAAACCAGACAUAUUGUAGGCCCAUCUCUUCAUGUUGCUUAGUACAACACUGGUGGUUCUAAAAGCCAUAUUUUUCGAAACUGUGUAAUCUCAGUGCUUGAAAAUAUAAUAUUCGAUCGAACCUCGACCGUGCCUCUCGCGUACAAUUUUCUUCAAUCAAAAAUCACAUUGACAAUUGACAUUAGUACAUUUUGUGACAUUGACAUUUGUAAUCAUACAGUCCAGAGACAAAAAAAAUUAUACUUGCCAAAGAGAAAGAAAAUAAUUCAUUCAUGUUAAUA